Punctularia strigosozonata HHB-11173 SS5 is the source of this 2796-nucleotide messenger RNA. Its product is annotated as kinase-like protein. The record is from RefSeq and is a predicted model, not a curated record. Gene Ontology annotation, biological process: peptidyl-serine phosphorylation; autophagosome organization; autophagy. Gene Ontology annotation, cellular component: autophagosome; cytoplasm. NCBI's taxonomy places the organism in Eukaryota, Fungi, Basidiomycota, Agaricomycetes, Corticiales, Punctulariaceae. The coding region runs from base 45 to 2621 and encodes 858 amino acids. The transcript is spliced from 11 exons. Gene Ontology annotation, molecular function: ATP binding; protein serine/threonine kinase activity.
CUAAGCGUACGACGAGCUCGUCCGACAAGUCAUCCACGAACGCGAUGGAUCGCCCAGAGGAGAAGGAGGUUCCAACUCCCUACGUGAUAUCUACCCACAUUGGCAAAGGAAGCUUCGCAGACGUUUACAAGGGAUAUCAUGGGGAGACACACCAACAGGUAGCGAUCAAGACAAUAAAGCGCGACGGACUUACAACCAAACUCCUGGACAACCUCAAGAGCGAAAUAGACAUUUUGAAAUCACUCUCGCACCGUCAUAUCACAAAGCUGCUCGACAUCGUCCGUGGAGAGUACCGUAUCUACCUGAUCAUGGAGUUCUGCUCCGGAGGCGACUUGACCAAUUACAUCAAGAAACGCGGCCGAGUGGAGGGAUUGGAAUACAUCCCUUCACCUGGAGCGGCUCCUCAGUACUAUUCACACCCACGGACCGGAGGGCUGAAUGAGAUUGUGGUACGGAGCUUCCUACGGCAGCUCGCGCGCGCGCUCAAGUUUCUUCGUACGCGUAACCUUGUCCAUCGUGAUAUCAAACCUCAGAACCUGCUUCUGAAUCCCGCCUCUCCCGAAGAGCUCGCCAGAGGACAUCCACUGGGAGUUCCGAUCCUGAAGGUCGCUGAUUUUGGAUUCGCUCGCUCGCUUCCCAACGCGAUGCUCGCGGAGACUCUUUGCGGUUCACCGUUGUACAUGGCGCCUGAGAUUCUCCGGUACGAGAAAUAUGACGCAAAAGCCGAUCUAUGGUCCGUCGGCGCUGUAUUGUACGAGAUGGCCGUCGGUCGCCCGCCCUUCCGCGCCCAGAACCACAUCGAACUUCAGAAGAAGAUUGAGCAGUCGCGCAACGGACCCAAAUUUCCUGACGAAGAUCCUCGAUAUCAAGUAAACGCGGACGGGAAACUCGUAGACGGCAAGGGCGAGGAAGUGCAGAGGGUACCCGACGAUGUGAAACAGCUCAUCAGGGGCCUGCUGAAGAAGCUGCCCGCGGAGCGACUAACGUUUGAGGAGUUCUUCAAGAGCACCGCGCUUGCGAAGAGCAAAUUCCCGCGACCAUCCAGAGAGCCAAGUCGGCAGGCUGAGCUUGAGGCGCAAGGGACGGACCCAAGCAUGCCGAACCAGCCUUGGCCGCAAGCGCCUGAACACCACAAGAUCAUUCCGCCGGAGGUUCUGGAUCCGCAUGCUGUCUUCCCUCCGUCCAAGUUCAAUUUCCGGAGGACCUCCAGUACGAGCACGCCCCAAGCUAUCCCACGGAGGAUCAGUCCCGGAUCUCAUUCGCCUGCUGGAAGCCCGCCUUCUCGCCCUAGUCCAUUGUCGCGGAGUCCAUACACGUCGCCGAGACGGAACGUCGUCGAGCUGCCGACAGUGGAAGAACACGAUGAUUCGGGACCGAAUACUAGACCGUUCAGCACCGAAGCCUCAAUUAUCGCCGGCGAGACUGAUGAAGAUGGUCAGCUCAGGAGGGAGUACGUUCUGGUUAGCGAUACCAGGGCCGUGGAGUUCAAUCGUGCCGUCGAUGAAAUAAACUCGGCUCGACGAGUACCUUUGCAUAGCAGACGGGUAUCGAUGCCACCGACACCAGACGGUAUCGACAUCCCGUCUACCAACGCCAACACGACUUUCCCACCUCCUCCAUCUGCUCAAUCUCCUGGACAUUAUCGCACGCUCUCUUCCUCUCCUACGGCUGCUGCCUCACGAGCAGCGACGAACGCUCUUUCCCGAGCGCUCAACCUCGCGUCGAAAAAGCUCUUCGGCAAUGGACCAAGGUCAUCACCUCCCACUAGGGACACGUUUGUUUUCCCGCCUUCGCCGAGGCGGACGCAGCUCAACGUGCCCAAAGAAGAAGAACGAGACCCCGCAGAAGAUUUGUUGCUGCAAGGUCUCGAAGAGCUUGCGCAGAAGACUGAUGUCCUCACCAACUGGGCCGACGAGUUAUACGAGUAUGUCAAGGCUAUACCUCAGAAGCCGUUGCCGGAUCCGAACAAGUUCGCACCUCGAUCAGGUGAAUCAGAACGCCAUGCCAAUAGGCGGAAGAUUGCGGACCAAGAGGCGGAGUCGAAUGCCAUCACGGCGGUUGCGGUGUAUAUGCUCGUCAUGUCCUUUGCCCAGAAGGGCAUCGACAAGCUGCGCGACUUCCAGGAACAUGCGCGCAUGCGCGAUCCUGAUGGAUCCUUUGCUGCCAGCGAAGGCUUCGAUGAGGCACUCGCAUGGUAUAAAGAUCGCUUCCUGAAAUGUGCCGAUCGAGUGGCGUUAGUCAAGACUUGGCUGCCGACACAUCAUGAAGGGCCAUCCGCCUAUCUGUACCCCCUUGUCUAUGAAAGGGCUUUGAUGCUGAGCCGAACUGCUGCUCGCAAGGAACUGCUCGAUCAACAAGUAGCACCUGACGAGUCCGAGAAGUUAUACGAGGAAUCUCUAUGGUGCCUCUACACCCUGAAGGACGAUCUUCUGCAAUCUGGCAAUCCGUUCAUGGACGAGGAUCGGUCCACCAUCGCUACUUGGAUCAAGCGCACCAAGCUCCGCCUUGUGCGAUGCCGGGCGCGGAUGGCCAUGCCGGAUCGCGAGCGUCUACAGGAUGCGCGUGCGGAUCAGAACCUUGAAGACGUGCAACGCAUACCUGCUCCUGCUUACGCGAUAUAAGAGACGCCCCUCACGCACGCGCAAUAUUUAUAUAGACUUAUCAUGGACAUAUUAUUUUUAUCACAAGGAUAUAGGUGUUGUAACGUUUAUCAAUGGUAAGGAUUUGCCGUCUUUCGCUUCUGCUUCUGCUUCUGCUUCCGCAUUGUAACAUUAUCCAUGGUUAUGUAUGUGUAAU